UUUUAUUUAAUCUCUCGCCGCCUCUCUCUCUCUCUCCGUCGUUUUAAAAGAAACUCAUCUCCAAUAAUUCUCUCUAAUUUUUACAUCCCUCUUCAAACGUGAGAAAAACAAGGGCAAAUUCGUCAUAAUUUACAAAUUAGAGAUCUUAUGGCGGAAGAACACAGAUGCCAAGCACCGGAAGGCCACCGUCUCUGCGCUAAUAACUGCGGAUUUUUCGGCUGCGCUGCCACCAUGAAUCUUUGCUCUAAAUGUUACGGAGAUUAUUGCCUCAAACAACAACAACAACAAGACGCUUCAAUUCUCCGCCCCUAUCCGCCGCCUUCCGCGGUGGUUUUAGAUUCUCCGGCGAAGCUUGAGGUGUUACAACAGAGUCCAGCGUUGGCGGUGACGGAAGCGAAAGAGGAGGCGGUGACGGUCGCGGUGGCGAUUGAGCAGAAGCAGCAGCCAAAUAGAUGCUAUAUCUGUAGGAAACGGGUCGGGUUGACCGGGUUUAGAUGUCGGUGCGAGAGUAUGUUUUGCGGGACCCAUCGGUACCCGGAGAAACAUGACUGUACUUUUGAUUUUAAGAAGAUUGGGAGAGAGGAGAUCGCCAGAGCUAAUCCUCUUGUGCUUGCCGAGAAGCUUCACAAGAUUUAAUCUAAGACGUUGGAUCAGAUGACUUUUAGUCAAAGACUACAAACAAAUUCGUAUGAAUUGGUUUUUCCGAUCAGAUGAAAGAUGAACAUGGAAGAACUGUCACCGUCGAUUAAAAGAGGUUAACAUGAAUGAACGGACUGAUUUGACCAUAUCUCAUCUACGGCUUCUCUUUCUCCGUCGUACUUUUUCUUGGUGUUAUUGUUGUGGUGGUUAUAAUUAUUGUUAUAAAAUCAUAAUGUUUUUAUAAAUAAUUUUAAUUAUAUGUGAAUUUUUUAUUACAACAAGAAAAAGUUUACCAUUA
This is a messenger RNA of Mercurialis annua (annual mercury), 937 nucleotides long. RefSeq names its product zinc finger A20 and AN1 domain-containing stress-associated protein 4. Lineage: Eukaryota; Viridiplantae; Streptophyta; Magnoliopsida; Malpighiales; Euphorbiaceae. The transcript has a single exon. Bases 148 to 636 code for a protein of 162 amino acids. The record is from RefSeq and is a predicted model, not a curated record. Gene Ontology annotation, molecular function: zinc ion binding; DNA binding.